CGGCGGCACCAUGUUCCUCCACUCCGUCAAUCUCUGGAACCUGGCGUUUUAUGCCCUCAUGGUCUUCAUGGCCACCCUGGGGCUGUGGGACGUCUUCUUCGGUUUCGAGGAGAACAAGUGCAGUAUGAGCUACAUGUUUGAGUACCCGGAGUACCAGAAAAUAGAACUUCCAAAGAAACUGGCAAAACGCUAUCCCGCAUAUGAAUUAUAUCUUUAUGGGGAAGGAUCCUAUGCUGAAGAGCACAAAAUUCUCCCUUUGACGGGUAUUCCUGUUCUCUUCCUUCCUGGUAAUGCUGGAAGUUAUAAGCAAGUUCGUUCUAUUGGCUCUAUUGCACUUAGAAAAGCAGAAGACAUUGAUUUCAAGUACCACUUUGACUUCUUCAGUGUGAAUUUCAAUGAAGAACUAGUGGCACUGUAUGGUGGAAGUCUUCAGAAGCAGACCAAGUUUGUACAUGAAUGCAUUAAAACAAUUCUCAAACUCUACAAGGGUCAAGAAUUUGCUCCAAAAAGUGUGGCAAUAAUUGGUCAUUCUAUGGGUGGCCUUGUUGCAAGAGCAUUGCUUACACUGAAAAAUUUUAAACAAGAUCUGAUCAAUCUUCUUAUUACCCAAGCCACACCUCAUGUUGCUCCUGUGAUGCCGUUAGACCGUUUCAUUACAGAUUUUUAUAUGACUGUAAACAAUUAUUGGAUUCUAAAUGCUAGACAAAUAAAUUUAACCACGCUUUCUGUAGCUGGAGGAUUCCGGGAUUACCAAGUUCGUUCAGGACUGACUUUUCUACCAAAAUUAAGCCAUCAUACCAGUGCCUUAUCUGUUGUGAGUUCAGCAGUGCCUAAGACCUGGGUCUCAACAGACCACCUGUCCAUUGUGUGGUGUAAACAAUUGCAGUUGACCACAAUUCGAGCAUUCUUUGAUCUUAUUGAUGCUGAUACUAAACAAAUAACUCAAAAUCCCAAGAAGAAAUUGUCGGUGUUGAAUCACCACUUUAUAAGACACCCAGCAAAACACUUUGAGGAAAAUCCAUCAAUAAUUUCUGACUUAACAGGGACAUCUAUGUGGGUUCCAGUAAAAGUUUCCAAAUGGACCUAUGUGGCUUACAAUGAAUCUGAUAAGAUAUAUUUUACAUUUCCCCUUGCAAAUCAUAGAAAAAUCUACACUCAUGUCUAUUGUCAGAGCACCAUGCUGGAUACAAAUAGUUGGAUUUUUGGCUGCAUAAACAGCACUUCUAUGUGCCGGCAAGGGGUUGAUUUAUCAUGGAAAGCUGAGCUGCUGCCAACAAUUAAGUCUCUGACAUUAAGACUUCAAGACUAUCCAUCUCUGUCUCAUCUUGUUGUUUAUGUACCAUCUAUUCAUGGAAGCAAGUUUGUUGUAGAUUGUGAAUUCUUUAAAAAAGAGACAAGAUCCAUACAACUUCCUGUAACUCAUCUUUUUUCCUUUGGAUUAUCUUCAAGGAAAGUGAUAUUAAAUACAAGCGGCCUGUUUUAUAAUAUAGAGCUUCUGAACUUUGGACAGAUAUACCAGGCUUUUAAAAUCAACGUGGUAAGCAAGUGCUCAGGAGUCAAAGAAGAAAUUACUAGUAUUUAUAAACUUCAUAUUCCCUGGUCUUAUGAAGAUUCAUUAACCAUUGCACAGGUUCCAUCUACCACAGAAAUUUCUGUGAAACUCCAUAUUGCUCAACCAGAAAAUGACAGCCACGUAGCAUUAUUAAAAAUGUACACGUCAUCAGACUGUCAGUAUGAGGUGACAGUUAAGACUUCCUUUUCACAGAUACUUGGACAGGUAGUCAGGUUUCAUGGUGGAGCGCUUCCUGCUUACGUUAUAUCUAGUAUCCUUCUUGCUUAUGGAGGACAGCUGUACUCUCUUUUCUCAGCAGGUCAUUGCUUAGAAUAUGCUACUAUGUUGGAUAAAGAAGCCAAACCAUACAAAGUUGAUCCUUUUGUAAUUAUGAUUAAGUUUCUGUUGGGAUAUAAAUGGUUUAAAGAAUUAUGGGAUGUGCUAUUGUUACCAGAAUUAGAUGCCAUCGUUUUAACUAGUCAGAGUAUGUGUUUCCCCCUUGUGUCCUUGAUUCUCUUUCUGUUUGGAACAUGUACUGCCUACUGGGGUGGCCUUCUCUCUUCUACAUCUGUGAGACUCCUUUCUUCAUUGUGGCUAGCUUUGAAAAGGCCUUCUGAACUUCCUAAAGAUAUCAAGAUAAUAUCACCAGACUUGCCCAUUUUGACAGUUGUUCUAAUCAUAGUUAGUUGGACAACUUGUGGAGCAUUUGCCAUACUUCUUACUUAUCUUUACUAUGUGUGUAAGGUUGUUCACUUGCAAGCCAGCCUAACAAUUUUUAAAAAUAGCCAGACUGUGAAUCCCAAACACUCUAGAAGAAGUGAAAAAAAGUCCAAUCACCAUAAAGACUCCACAGCACAUCCUCUUCGUUUAUCUGCCAGUGAUGCUGAAGACAGUCUUCGCAUGCACAGCACUGUGAUUAACUUACUGACAUGGACUGUGUUACUCAGCAUGCCAUCUUUAAUUUACUGGUUAAAGAACCUUAGGUAUUACUUUAAACUUAGUCCUGAUCCAUGCAAACCUUUGGCAUUUAUCCUUAUUCCAACUAUGGCACUUCUUGGAAAUACUUACACUGUUUCAAUAAAAUCAAGUAAAUUGUUGAAGACUACUUCACAGUUUCCACUUCCUCUGGCUGUUGGUGUGAUUGCUUUUGGGUCGGCACACUUAUACAGGGUUCCAUGCUUUGUCUUCAUUCCACUUUUACUCCAUGCAUUAUGCAACUUUAUGUAAGAUUGGAUUUAAGGAAUGAUAAAGAUGAUUUUUGUCUUUAGGGCCAGUAAUAAGUGGGAACGUACAGAUCAUCAAUGUAGACAGCAAGAUCCUUUGGAGAAGACAAGUCUAUUUUUACAAUAUUGAAAAUAGGAAAUUAGUUUUGUAAUGCUUGAGGAAAGUAGUUGAUGCAUGGUUUUGUUUUGUGAUGUGACAUCUGUGUACUAGUCAUUUUUGAAAAAUUAGUAAAAAAGAUAAGGUGGCCACUGUCUUUGAGGACUCCUCUGUGUAUUAGCUAGUCUGCUUGACUGGCCAUGCCAGGGGUUUUCUAAAUACUCAGUAAAUGUAACAUUUGUAUUCUCACCUCAAGCAUUCUGCUCAUUUCAUCAAACUCUCUUCUGAAAAGUGGGUUAGUUUGUAUUUGCUACAGUAUACACAUUGGGAAAAAAAAAGUCUUAAAAGGUUAAUGAAAUUUACAACUGUUUGGUUUCUCAAAAAUGAAAUAGCUACAGUCUAUAGUUACUUUUUGACAGCUGCAGUGAACAAAGUAGACAUUUUGUUUUCUUACAUCUAUGAAAAUAGAACUUUCAAUUCUAAGGAGACAUGUUUUCUUGGUAACCAAGCAAGAUUGAUGAAUAGAAACAUAAUUCAAACUCAAAACUUAGUGAAAUUUUCUUGUUACUUCUCAAAUAAGAAUCUUACUUUGUAUACUUAGUGAGUAUCAGGAGACUAUUGAAAAGAUCAAUUGCUAAAUGUAAAGAAAAUUCUCAUAGAUAUUACUUACUGGCAUUGGAGCAGUUCGGUUGUUCAGUCUCUAUACCAUUUUCUUUAAUUCAUUGACCCCAUGGUUGCCAAAAGUGCCUCGGGUCAUGAGGGAUUGUUAAAAUAAUUAAAUUCCAGUGGUCAGAAAAAACUCUAGAUACGCAGUUUUAUCCACUGUGGAAGAAAUCAGUAUGAUCAAAUGCAGUGCCACGUUCAAUGUAUAAUAUUAUACUAUUAAUGGAAGAACGAUGGACAGACUGUUACCGCAUUAAUAGCAUAAGUAUAAACAAUAUACCUAAACAGAUUGGAGGGUUUAGCCACUAGGUUUAACAGUAGAAUCUUAAUUUGCCAAAGUGAUUACUGUUUGAUAAGAGAGUAAUAUUUCUAUUUUAGUUCAGAUUUCAGCUCACUUUUAGCUAUAAAGGAGGAGGUAGGUAAUGGAGCAAGGUAUCUUCGCUUUAAGGUGGAAUAAACUCAGGCUGGGGGGUACCUAGGUGACAGAGCCCUUCCUUUACAUGUGUGUGCUGUGAAUACCCCGAACCUCUGAAGAACAGUCCUUAAAUCCCAGUAACUCCACAGUUGCACCUGGAACUUGUGUCCCUGUUAGUACCCGGGGUGUCCUGGAGUACCAGGUUCAUUUACCUGCUGUUGCAUCUGGCUUCCAUUACAGCCUCUCAGCUGUUACUGCCUACUAGAGGGUCACCCCUGCUUUACUACCUGUAGCAGGUUACCUCACUUCUUUUCUCAGUUGUUCCUCAGGUCCUUGCUGUUUUGGCAUCAGUUGAAGAGGGUCUUGCUGUCAUCUCUGUGGGUUGUAAGUUUGAUUCCAUUGUUGUCGUUCCCAAUUCGUGUUCAGUAUUGGUAUUUUCACUUACUGAGGUCAUUAAAGGAAAGUGGUAGCCUCAUAAUAGACAUGGCAAGCAUACUAAGCUCUUGUUUGUUUGAGGGAAGUGGCAAAAGGCAUAAAAUACAGAAUGCCUGUGUGUUCAAUAUCUAAAUGGAAAGAGAAUUUAUUGGAUUAUAUACUUUCCCAUGACGUACCACAUAUAUAGUUAAGUAAGGACGCAUCUGCCUAGGUUUAGCUGUACGGACACUCAUAAACAACUUUUGUGUAUAGGUGUCCUAUUUUUUUCACCCCUGUUAUAGUUGUAUUUCAAGUUACAGGUUAAAUGUGUCAUUUAUUUCUGAAAUUGAAUUUAGGUCCAUACACUGAAAGAACUUAAGAAAAUUCAUUAAUUUGAAUCUUCUGUUGACAGCCAUAAUCAUUACGUGUAUUUGACCUAAGUCUCCUUGUUUAGUCAUUGCUGAAUAAAAUGUAACAAGCUUAAAUUUCUCAUUUGUGAGUAGUACGUUAGCUUUUUAAAGCAGCAGACUAGGCACCCUAAUUUUCACAAAAAUAUUUUCAUGUGAGUGUAGUUAUCAUGAAGUUCCAAAGUCUUAUUUAUUUCAACAAAAUGUUCAUUUUAGGACUACAAAAAGUGUUCUAAUUAAACAUACUAUAAACAACAGUGUUUAGGGGUUUUGUAUAUAUAAAAUACAGACACAUAUUUUGACAGGGUCUUCAUCAAGUCCUACUGCACUUUAAACUCAACUACAGAGAUGAGAAAGUAGCCUCUGUCUGAAGAUUAGCAAAACUGAUGUUUCUGUCGCUUGGGAAAAGGAAAAUACUUUGUCUUUAAAUUACACAUUAUUUCUACCAUGCUUGCAACCUAUAUUAUUAGCUGGCAAAACAGCACAGGUUUAUUCGCAAUGUUACUAAAAAUAAAUUUGUUUAUAGGCAGUUAAGGGUUAUCUAAUUUAACAAACUUCUGAGCUCUACUGUUAUAACAUUGUUAUUUAGAAUUUUUUGAGUUUAGAGUAAGUUUUGUACUUAUAAAAAAUUACUCCUGGACUCUAUUACUAGAUAAAUAUGGACUGGACAGGGACAAACCCUGAGUACUUUCAGUGUUUCUAAAGACUCCUCUGGAGUUAUUGCUGUUAUAAUUUGAAACAGAUAAUAUGAUAAAAAUCAUUAAUGCUCUUUUUUUCAGCAUCUUUUUCAUGCCAAAAAUUACAAAGGUUCUGGUAGCUCUUUUCUUGGUUGUCACCAGAAUGGAAAUAUUUUAAACAGUAGUCCUAAAAAAAAAAAUCUGUGCCUGAUUAACAUUCAUUUUAAGUCUCUUCAAUAUGUAUUGAUCAUGUAUUGCUUAAUCUUCAAUUUUUUUCAUAUUUUGAUCAGGUAAAUUCAAAUGUCUGUGAUGGAGUAUGUUUUCUUGUUUGAAUUACUAUACUAUCUACAUGAUUAUACAAUUAGGAAGAAGAAACAACUAGUAGGUCUAGUAAAUGUUUGUUGUGAUUAUCCUAUCACUCAUGCAGAUGGUACACAUCUCCCCUAAACACACAUUCUUACGUGAGGUUAUCUUUAUCAUUAUCUUUUUCUUAACUCUUUAGUCUUUUCACUUACAGCAUAGUGUAUUCUUUUCACCUCACUACUCAUUAGCCCCUCUUACAGAAGGUAGUCAAGGGAAAUAAACUUAAUUAAAGAUAAAACUCAAUUUUCAGUUUAGUUCUUGAAAGCUCUGGGAAAAAUGGGGAAAACACAAAGAUAAUGAGAGAAACUAGGGUUGUUGAUCCCCGAAUUCCCAGACAUUUCAGUUGGCCUCUAUUUUCACCUUAAGCAUUAGGUCUGAAUUAAUGUAAUUAUCUUGCUUUAUUAUGAGAUUUAGUGCAGAACAUUACAUUGUUGCAUUUGCAAUUUUAGUAACUAUUAAACUCAGUUGGGAAAAAUAAAAAAAUGUUUUGAGACUAUGACUAAGGCAUUUGUUGAUUAUUUUUUAUCAUCACUUUUUGUUUUCUCUGUAGUUUAGUUUUGUGAACUUAUAUACCAUAGGAAACAACAUACCUUGGGAAGUUUUGGGGGAAAAGUCAAUUUGGAGAGCAUGGCACUCUCCAGGAUAAAGGAAGCAAUAAAAUUAUCUUUGUAUUAUGAAAUUAAACUCAGAUAGAAAACUUCUUGCCACAUAAGGUAAAUGUAGAAGAUACUUUUACGAAAUAGUAAGAUGAUUGAAAGCUAAAAUUUUAUCCCAGUGUUUUUGUAUAAUGGACAUUUCAAGUUCUGUACUGAACUCUUACUUAUAUAUGUUACUUACGCGUUCUUUCACAAUGUAUUUUAACAGCCUGUGGAAAUAGAAAGAUUGUAAGGCUACUCGCCUUCUUUACUUUUAAUAAGGAUGAUAGGAAAGAAAAGUCAGGUCAGUAGUCCAAAUCAAAAUAUGUGUACUGUAAAUGCUCAAGAAAUAACAUUUUUUUGAUAAAUUAUAUCAUCAAUACAUGAUGACUGAAUUAUAUAUAUUAAUAACUUAGUUUUAAGAAUGGAAUAAAAUUUGGGAAUUAUGAGAAUAGACUGCUAAUUUCAUUUAUAGUAGAAAUAUAACAGUACACCUGAACUGGCAAUACCACUUUCAAAAGUUAGAUUAUAUUCUAAGCUCCAUCUUGAUUACGUUGCUAUAGUUGAAAAAUUUUAAAUCAAGUACAGUACUUUCUAAAAGUGUUCGGCAUGUUAUACUGUCAAAAAUGUGUUUUGAAUACCAAGUAACCAGUUGAUUUCUGAUGACUUUGUAUAGGACUUGAUACAUGUGAGUCAGAUUUUGUCUGCGCUCAUUCUGUACAUUGUAACUUUGAACACUUAGGAAAAACUGCAUCUGUUGAUAUAUUUUGAUUAGUGUAAAUUUGUUUGCAUAUUUGAAUUCUAAUCUUACUUUAGGAGGUCUAAAAGUAGCCAUUUUUGUAAAGUUCAUAUGCUUUUAUUUUUAGUGUUAUUUUGGUUUUUAGUAUUUAUACAGUAGAAAUGUUACUAGUAAAAGAUUUAUAGACAAAGCAUAGAACUAUUAACUGUUCGAAAGCCUAAGUGAUAGGCAUAUUUUGUAUUUCAUGCUGCACUUGUUUUGUCUCAUACUGGACUUUUUACAUCCCUUUUUCAGGAAAAAAGACACGUUUGAAUUUUUUAGCGUAAAACUCUACAUUGGAAAAUAGAACUGUAUUUAUAUGGUUAGCAAAACACACUUUGCCACCAAAGCUAAAUGAAACUGUAAAAUACCUCCAGAUAUUUGUGCCAAUGAACUUUUCUUACCAUAUUGGGAUUAAAACAAAAAUAGUUUUUUCAGUAUUUUUCAUCUAAGACAUAUUAAAUACGUAAAUCAUCAAAACUUAUAUUCCAUACCCUAAUUUUUCUUUGAAAAUAUAUAAGGCUUAUAGUAUAUUCUGUUUUGGCUAAUUUCUGGAAUAAUGUUUUCUGGCUUUAUUGGGUGAAAUUUAGUUUACCCAAUAAUGACCUUUCAGUAAUUAGUUGAAGAAAUCACUUAAGUAAUCUUGCUUCCAAUUGAUUCUGUAAAACUUUAAAUUCUGUUGCCCAGAUCAUUUUUAGUACAAGUGUCUCUCAUUUAUGUAAUACAGAGUUUACUGUGGAAUUUUUUUGUUUUCAGUGCAUUUCCGUUCAGUCCCUUUAUACAAUCAUGUUUCACAGGGGAGAAUUAUCCCCUAGAACCUAGCAUAGUACAAUGAGGUAAACAUAACAAAGUAAACAUUGUAAAAUGCAUCUUAAAGGAAAAUAUAAAAACAAUCAGAACGUAAGUGCUAUAGUGUUAACAUUGAUAUGGUAGUGCACUCAUGAAAGAAAAGCAGAAAUACAAUAGACUCAGAACCUCUGGUGUUUAUCUGGUUGAAAUUCUUUCAUUUCUCCUAUAGAAAUCUUCACAGGGAAUUUCAGUCCCUCAUGUUAAAGUUUUCCCUAUCAUUUAAUGUCACUUAACUUUUUCUGCCCAGUAAUGUUGAUGCAAUUUGCAUAAGUAGCCUUGGAAGUAAAGAGGCAGCAGAGAAAGCCAAAUAUUAAAAUGCUUGACCUUGAUUUAGUUACAGUUUAUCCAAUUAUCUGGUGGGGGUGGGGGUGAUAUUGCUAAAAAGAUGAUAUACAAGACCUACAUAUCAGCGAACAUCAUUUUUGGAAUGAAUUGUUUGUUUUGAAUAAGUUUAUCCUAAGUAGGAGAUGCCUGUGUUUAACAUAACCAAGCUUUUACAUAAUCAAAUACGUAUUUGUUGAAAUAUUGGUAGAAAUAGUCUACCACUAUAGAGGGGGAAAAUACCCAGUAUUUUAGUGUAUAUAAAUUAGGAAGUUGUAGUGUAUAUUUACAUUUUUUAAAAUAUAAAAGUGACUUCAAUAUAUUAUUUUGAAGUGAUUGUAUUACCAUUUCUUAAACUUACGACUGACUGUAAAUGUAGCAACAUACCCGUGAGAAACCAGACCAAAAUUGAAUGCAUAUUAUCACUGUGACCUUGAAUUUAUAGUCAUUUGGGAUAAAACAGACUGUGCCUUAAAAUAAUGAAGGGGUGCCCUGCAAUUUUAUAACUGCAUACUUAUUAUGGGUGGUCUUCUCAAGCCCCAAAUCAGCCCCAAAUCCUUUUCUUUGAGGUUGGUGAAAUAAAAGUUAGUCAGUAUUUCUCUUAAUGUUUGCUGAACUAUUGCUCUAGAGGUCUCCCUUAAUUUCCAGAGUUCCCAUUUUGAAUUAAAAUUGACUUACACUUCAUAGAUGUAGAAAAUGAAAGUUUAGCUAACAUUUUGGAAAAUAAAUUUAUUUUAUGAGAAGGUGGUGGCACUUCUGAACUUGUUACACAUGGAAAAGUUAAUCUUAAAAAAUAAUUUUUUUGUCUUUUAAUGAAUAGUGAACUCUUCCCUAAGAGCUAUACUUAUUUUCCCCUAGAUUAUUGAGGCUUGUAUUUGUAUAUCAAAUAAAGUUAGUUUAGUCAAUAAUGAUUUUUCAGUAAUUACAUAGAAACUCAGAUUCAUGUUGUAUAUGUUUAAACAUUAUUUUCCCUUUUACUUUUCCCUUCCUAUUUUUAAGGUAUCAAGAGAGAACUGGCUCCAGUUUUGUUUUGUUUUAAUGUAAAGACUUGCAUAUUUACUCUGCUUAUUUAAAAUGAUGGAUAUAAUUUCUAUUAAAACAGAUUAUUCCAUUCCUAGGACAUUCAUGGUCUUUGUUAAAAGAUGCCCACAUCUCUGUGUACUCAGAAUUUUUUGUGAAUUUUUCAAUUUCAGUUUUUAACAUAAACUCAACACAUUUCUUUCUUCUCAUUUCACCUCCACUAUCUCCCAUCAAAGACAAAAAUACAGGUUUCUCUAAAAGUGUGUAGAAAGAAAACAUGUCUUUCCUUAAAACAUGGUCAAAUUGAGAUGGAAAUAGUUUGGGCAAGGGUAUGUAAUAAAAUAAAAUUCAUGGCUGUCAACCUGCAUCAGUUUCUAUAUUAUAGUUAAAAGUUUAUAGAGGACAAACUAUGUGUUAUGCUGAGAUAGACUCAGUAAUCAUUUAUUUGCAAAUUGAUAAUUUUGUUCUCAUCCAAAAAAAUGCAGUGCAUAGUAACAAUACUUAACAGUGCAAAGGAACUUGUCCUAUAAUAUAUACUGAAAAAUGAUUGUCACCUUGCAGAUUUUUCGAUUUAAACAUGCAUGAUCUUCUCCAGUACUUUGUAUAGUGUGUGAUGUACUAAAUACAUUUAUGUGUAAUUUUGUGCACAUUUUUUGUAUGGUAUAAUUAACAUUAUUACAUUUAACUGGUUGUAAUUCACAAAAAGUGCUAUUUAUUGUAUUCUGUAGGGUGUUGUGAUUGUUUUUAAUCUGUGUUUCAACAUGGUGUCGGGUUUAAUAGAUGAAUAUUUGCCUUCAGUCUCUGCUCAGGUAUUAAUGUGUAGCAAUUUUUGGUGCUUUCUUUUUAAUGUCAUAAUCUGGUGUUCUGAAUGGUCAAUAAAUUUGGUGAACAAGAACA
Messenger RNA from Vicugna pacos (alpaca), 10311 nucleotides. It is a transcript of the gene PGAP1, whose product is annotated as post-GPI attachment to proteins inositol deacylase 1. Gene Ontology annotation, cellular component: endoplasmic reticulum. The record is from RefSeq and is a predicted model, not a curated record. NCBI's taxonomy places the organism in Eukaryota, Metazoa, Chordata, Mammalia, Artiodactyla, Camelidae. Gene Ontology annotation, molecular function: phosphatidylinositol deacylase activity. Gene Ontology annotation, biological process: GPI anchor metabolic process; endoplasmic reticulum to Golgi vesicle-mediated transport.